UGUCAUUAACAACUGACCUCUGGUCUGAUCGCAGGCUACGCUCCUUCCUUGGGGUGACCGCCCACGUGUGCUACAAAUCAAAGGAUUCCUAUGCACUUGAAUCCUACCUGCUGGACUGUAGGCGUUUCACAGGCAGACAUACUGGAGAGCACAUUGCGUCUGCCUUUGAGGAGAUCACAGAGGAAUACGGUAUCAUGACAAAAUUAGCUAUAUCAUAACAGACAAUGCUGCCAAUAUGAAAUGUGCUUUCAAAGUACACAUGCCCCAAUCUGAUGACAGCGAGAGUGAAGAGGAGCAUUUAGAUGACGAGCACCUGUGGGAGGACAUUAAUUCUCAGGAAGACACCGAAUUACCCUGGUCAUCUGGUGCACGUCUUUCCUGCUUUGCACACUCUCUACAAUUAGUUGUGAAUGACGGCAUGAAGGAGGUCAAGGCCAUUUCUCACACAAUAGCCAAAACAUCACGGUUCACCACCUUAUUGCAUAGCAGUUCACAAUUCAAAGACAAGUUUGAGGCUACGUUUGGCACUAAUAGGACCAUUCCAGCUGCAAACACAACUCGAUGGAACAGUAUAUUUAAACAAGUACAGGCCUUCACAGCUCUGGACCACAAAGCCCUGAAUGAAAUGUGCAGCAAGGAUCACGAGGAGUUGGUGUUUAGUGCCCGUGAGUGGAACCAGCUGAAGGAACUGAGUGCAGUUCUUGCUCCAUUUUCUGAGGUAACAGACCUGACAGAAGGGGAGAAAUCAGUUACCAUUAGUAUGGUGGUUCCAACUGUCCUGGACUUGAAUACACACCUCCUCAAGAUGGAGGACACUCGAAUGCAGUGCCAGUCAUUGGUCAGAGCCCUCCAGCAGUCUCUGGUGAAAAGAUUUUCUGGAAUCUUUUUAAAAACAAGCAUGGCCAAAGACAGUGGAAGAGAGGAACCUUUUAACCACAAUGUUUACUUCUUGGCCACCAUGCUGGAUCCUCAGUUUGGCUUAAGCUGGGUGGACUUAGAUGUUACCAAUGGGGGAAAUUCAACAUCAGUGAAAAAGUUCAGAGAUGAGCUUAAGAAGACACUGACAGAAACAUUGAUCUUAGAGGUGGAGAAGAUGAUGGACAUGAAAGAAGACACCUGCUCAGAAGUUGUGAAUGUGGAUCCAGCCGCAGCCAGUGAUUCGCCACCAAACAAAUACCCUCGCCUUCUGUCCCGCUACAAGGCAUACAAAAAGCACAGCUCAGACCAGGAUUCAAGCAUACACACACAGAUAAGGAAAUACUUUGAUGCCAUCCGUGACUUUGACACAGACAAUGCACUUGUCUUCUGGGCAAAAAACCACACUAGAUUUCCACAACUGCACAAUUUGGCAAUGAAGGUCCUAUCAGUCCCUGCCUCCUCUGCACCAGUGGAAAGGGUUUUCAGUCGAGGAGGCAUUUUAAUGAGACCCCAUCGUGCACGUUUAGGCCACAGAAUGUUGCAAUCACUCAUAUUUCUUAAAUGCAAUGAAACACUUCUUUAA
Molecule: messenger RNA, 1501 nt
Organism: Nematolebias whitei (Rio pearlfish)
Lineage: Eukaryota; Metazoa; Chordata; Actinopteri; Cyprinodontiformes; Rivulidae
Exons: 2
Coding region: 236-1501 (421 amino acids)
Molecular function (GO): protein dimerization activity
Source: RefSeq, a predicted model, not a curated record